CUUACCCGGGACCUCAAAACUCGUGUGGUUACUAAGGUGGGAGAACUGGAACCCCUGGCACUACGAAAGUUGUGUUAGUAGACCCUUAAUGACUGCUUAUAAGGAACUGACCUCUUAAUAUACAUAGGGAUGAACGAUCUUGCUCAAGGUGUUGCUUUCCUCGCAUCGCUUAACCUCGCUCAUGGUGACCUGCGACCGGAAAAUAUCCUGCUUGAUCGUAACCGACUCAAACUAUCGGAUUUCGAUUGCACGGCCGAAUUUGGAACAGAUUUCGAAACUUGCCCUUGCCCGUAUGGAAGACUACUCAAUAGCAACGAGGCAGACCAAGGAAUACCAGGAACUGCCGGCUUCCUAGGUCCUCGGACAGAGCAGUUCGCCCUUGGUUCAUUGUACUACUUGAUAAACUACGGCUUUGAGGUCUAUGAUGAUCAAUGUCUUGCCGACGAUCCUAACGAGCAUGGACCUAAGGUCAUGGACUUACUACAGGACAUGAAGUUUCCGAAGCUCGAUGGCGAUCCGCUUAUUAACGAUAUCAUCGGUAAAUGCUGGCACAACCAAUAUCGCACGCUUGCGGACCUGGCCACGCACAUAGAGACGUUGCUUAAGGAAUCACCAAGCGAUGUACUGAUCCAGGAAACAGCUUCCACUCCGGGAUGGCGCAAAGCUAUAGACAGAAUACUGCGUUGGUUGUGGUACAGCCCCGGUGCCCAAUGGAGGAGCAACGGGGAGACAAUCAAUGAUGACGACUAUUACAACGUGGAUCAGAACCACUCUGGUGAGCAUUUCUUUUCAAAACAGAAAUUCUGCCAGGACUUGGAGAAGCGUGGACUUCUGCGCCUACUUACUUUGAGUAAGCCCACGGAGCUUGGAUUCAGCAUGGAGCACAGGCAUUUGUCACCAACUACUCCGGCGAACUGAGAAGGAUGAGACUACUAUG
Messenger RNA from Aspergillus sclerotioniger CBS 115572, 937 nucleotides. RefSeq lists its product as uncharacterized. Lineage: Eukaryota; Fungi; Ascomycota; Eurotiomycetes; Eurotiales; Aspergillaceae. The transcript has a single exon. Bases 130 to 918 code for a protein of 262 amino acids. Gene Ontology annotation, molecular function: protein kinase activity; ATP binding. Gene Ontology annotation, biological process: protein phosphorylation. The record is from RefSeq and is a predicted model, not a curated record.